Aegilops tauschii subsp. strangulata is the source of this 9048-nucleotide messenger RNA. RefSeq lists its product as uncharacterized. The record is from RefSeq and is a predicted model, not a curated record. NCBI's taxonomy places the organism in Eukaryota, Viridiplantae, Streptophyta, Magnoliopsida, Poales, Poaceae.
UUGGCUGCUUCUUGGUUCCGCGUGAUUUGAAUCCGCCUAGUACUAGUUUAAGAAUGCUCGAGUGUCCCAAGCCUCAAACACUCACUGGCAAUCGUCUCGCUAGCUUCACUUUUAAGCUGCAGCUAGCUAUCUUAGUAUAUCAGUUCCAACUGCAAACGCGAACUUAACCAGCUCGAGUAUCUUCCGCGCGACCCUCCGGAGAUGGCACAGAUGGUUGAAUUGACGAGCCGUUGCCUUGCUUUGGCGGAAGGAGUGGUAACUAUGGUGUGCCCGGUGCUCCUGGCGCUGGCUACCAAGAAGAUCAACUGGAAAGGCAAGGUGGAAGAGCCAGUUGUUCCAAUGGCUAUGCUCCUCAUUGCCAGUGUGACUCUCAUUACCGGGAUCUACCCGUUGCUUGCAUGUUGUGUCUCAAAGUUUUCCCCGAAUAUGCCUAAAAGAUGCACCCAUGUGACCAGCAGUGUGGCUGCACACUUGUCCACUAUUUGCCUCAUCCUACUCGCCUGCUUUAUCUCGGGCAUAAUCUUACCUCUGAAAUAUGUGGUCGCCAUCGGCGGGGCCGUCAUUCUAGUUGCCAUCGGGGUUCUCUUACUCCUGCGCUCCUGUGCCAAUGCAUCGCAGCCGAACACGAUUACUCCAAGUCCCAAGGGGGAAGCAGAGGAAAUAAACAAAGAGCUGGGCACCAAGGAAGCAGAGAGAAUAAAGGAGGCAGAUGAGAGAAUAGAAAAGGAGGCAGAUGAGAGAAGAAAGGAGAUCCACGAUAUACUGGACAAGACACACGAGUUCAUGUCCGGUGUCACCGGAAUUCUGUUCCUGGGCUUGGAAGGUUUGGCACUGGAAGGUCUCAUCAGCACAUGCCAUGGGAUACCCGAUGCUGUCCGGACACCAGUCAUGUUCAGCUUCAUCUUCUGCGCCAUCGGUGUGUCCCUAAUGUUCCUCACCAUGAUCUAUCCUCUUACGGUCACAACACAAAAGGCAAGCAUUGUACGUAUGACCUUCGGCUUUGACCUUCUCAUGACCGGUGGUACCGUUGCAAUACUGACCAUCAUUAUGGAGAAACUCAUGGGACAUAAAGGGCUUCUGCUCUUAAGCUCCCCAACCCUAAUCUUAUUUGUCGUGGUGUACCGACUCGUGACCAAACCGAGAGUCGCACUGGGUACACAACAAUCACAAACGACUCUCCCAAUCUCCAACGGACCCACGCCUUCUUCUCUGGGAUCCCCCCUCCUCCCCACCGGCGACAAGCAACAAGAGGCUAAAGCGGCGCCGCUUGGACUGACCAAGGUUACGUUUGCCGGGUUCUGGGCCAUGUCGGUGACAACCAUCAGCACUGGUUCCCCCAACCACUGGUUCCUGAUAUUUGCAGCGACAGCUAUUGCUUCUGGUCUCUUUUGGAGGCUCCUCACGCACAGCAGAAAUAAGGACAUGGUGGAAACUGCCAAUGCUGCUUCCUUCUUCACUCAUUUAUGCAUUGCAGUUGCUACGGUCCCAUUCACGGUAAUGGCAUGGGAGGCCGCCAAUAAAUUGCAAGUGAACACGUGUUCAAGCCGGCAGUGAACGAGAUUCAAGUGUCACCCUCCUACUGUAUGUCACACAAAUUUACGUUUAGCAUAUGUGGUGUGAAUGCCGGAGUAUCGUAUUGUAUAUCAGGUGUUUAUGGAUAAUAAAUAAAAAGAGAAGAUUCCAGAAAAUUUACGUUUUCACUCAACAAAAAGUUACAGGUAGACUCAUCUUCUGUAAUAUCUCUACUCCUAAUGUCUCAGUUGAUAGUCUCCGUUUCACGGUUAAUUUUCGUCCUCCUCCACUGGUUUAUUUCGUCCUCACUCAGACUACGAAAAGAAACCAACGAAAAAAAAAUCGAGGCCCCUCGCACGAACCGGGAGCGAGGCCUCCUCGUGAAAAAAAAUAUCUGAGAUCCAGGCUGCCCUCGAUCGUCUCACUACGAGGAAGAGAACCACGCCCCAGCCGCCAUAGUGGAGCCGCCGCCGCCUAGAUCGAAGAGGAGCCGCCGCCGCCGAGGUUCGAGAGGAGCUGGCCACCACGACCUCCCUCCCCAACCGACCGCCACCACCCCUUCCCCAAGCAGCCAUGUACAGCAGGGCGGCGCCCACGCGCCUGGCCUAGAGAGGUUGCACGACUUCAGUUUGGCUAUCAUCAAAAUUGGAGGAGAGCCCGAUGCAUUCGAGAGCAUCAUCUGCGAGUUCCACAGGAUCGAAUUGAGGAGGCAUUAUAACCUGACAUCAUUUGGAUGACUUUGUCAGUAGGAAGAAUGGCUAACAUGCCUGUUAAAGCUAGAUAAACGCAUAUUGAAGGAACUGGGGUAUGUUCGCCAUGUUGAACACCCUCACAAUGACGGGUUUUGUGAACUCCUUUUGCGGAGGGAGCUUAAGUGCAAUUUCGUUUCAGGGAGAGCAGGUGCAUAUUUCUCCUUUUAGGCUGAUACUUCAGUACUCGUCAAUAUUUCUCCUUUUUAAAGCUAUGCUACAAAUGCUUAAGUACAACUUCAGGUUUCAGUUACAGUUAAUGCACAUUGGCCAUGUUCUUAACUUUUGAUCCAUGGAGACAUCGCAUGUUUUGUACUAUGCUUUGUUGUACUGAGAAGCUGCAAAGCCCAAGCCGCAUGUUCAUAUAGGAGGGCAUCUGGGAAGAGAUGGGGUGAAUGAUCUAAAUAAUUUUUGAGACACGGUAAUUCUAAAUCUCUCCCUCAGCCAUUUGCGAUCUGGCACCCCCCGUACACAGAUAAGUACACGGUGCUUACCAUAAUUUACUUUUGCCUUUAUAGUAGUAGUCCUAAAUGUUUAGUGUUGAGUGUCUCAUUUCCAGCAUAUUAGUAGAAGAGCAUGCGAGUUUGGAGAGUUAUAUUUGUUGAUGGGAUUCAUUGUGCUGGUUAAAGUCAUAAUAUAUCAGCAGGUAUGACAUGGGAUUCGUUGUUCUCGUUAGAUGAGAUAUAUCAUCUGGUAAAUCAUUGGAUACAUUUCAACGUAUUGGAUUAUUUUGUUCUGAAUUCUUUAGUCAGGUACCUUCGUUCUCUUAACACAACUUCAGCAACAUGUUUUAUAUAUUUACAGCUUCCAAUUUAAUCUCAAUACUUGCUUGCAUGGUGUAAGAAUGUAGAAAUAUGUUUUAUUUUGGCUCCUGGUUGUAGUCUACAACUGGGUGUUCCAACAAUUUAUUUUUGGCAUGGUCUUCUUUGCUACCAUUUCAUGUGUGAUCCUCAUUAUUUGUUGCUUGAUUCUCUAUGCAAGAAUCCUGCCUCAUGGUCCAACAUAUAUGGUCACAUAUUUGCUCCAGGGAUUUAAUUUUAGUCAGAGCCGAUCGACAAAUGAUCAGUCAAUCUCUGCUCCUAAAGGGGGUUGUACGUCGUACGCCCCCUCCACCGCACCACCAAUCGAAGGAAGGCAUCAACCCCACCGAUUUUUUUCCUAUAAGAAAGCCCACCUUCUCCAAUAUCUGGUUUUUUAUUAGCGAUUUUUCCUGCCAUACAAGGCCAGAACGCAUAAUGUAAGGACGCCAGUUUUCUGCAUGCUAUCCCACCAAAUCAAUUUCUUCCUCCCAAUUUCUUGCGCCCAUACGCUCGAUCCAUAAUUCCGGCGUUGCCGUCGGGUGGACAACAACAUAACGAUGACGCAGUUGAGUAGGAGUUGGAGCACCACCGCGGCGUGGCUACAGCCUCAUCUAUGCCAAGAUGAGCAUGAACAACCUGCCAUGUUUUAUGGUUUCCUCUGGCACUGAUGGACGAUGUUGAUCUCGUCCCCUCCAGUGAGGAGUGCUCACCUCCUCGCUACGUGGUCCAGACUCCAGAGGCCCGCUGAGUAUGGAGGCGGCGGACCUCCCGGCGAUGAUGACCGCCAUCCUUGUCUCUCUUGGUGGAGGCCUCACAGCCAUCGACAUCGUGCAGCUCUCCCACACCAACGCAAUUUAGAUUUAGUGUAAUUGGUGAGGUACACGAUGCGCCAUGUGUACUACUUCAGUUGGAGUAACAAAGAAAAGCAACACACGUGCAUCAUGUAUUCAUGUUGGCCAUGUCGAUUAGUUCCAAGGACGAAGCAAAGCUGGCUCGACAUGCUUGCUGAUUGAUCCGCUGCUGGGGUGCUUUGGCUGAAGCUAUCACAUGUACAAAAGCUAGCUAACAGGCUAUCACACAGGAUAGAUCAAUCUACUAUAGCUAGCAACACAUGCAUACACACGAACACGAUCAGGCCAGGUCACCAAAGGCUCGAGCCUUUGAUUUCUUUAUUGAUUCAACUCACGGGGCCUCGGUUGAUUACAGAUUUACCUGGGCCAUGUAUAUAAGUAGGAUGAGGAUUCUACUCCUAAACUACUCUGACACUACAUUGUGCUUAGUCCAGACACAUCCAUUGCACUUGAAGCCGGCUGCUCUUCCUCCAUGUGCAGGCGCCACAUUGUAUUCUCUCCACUCAUAGGUUAUGAUGGAUAGCAGUUCAUGCAGAUACGUGGUCUCCCGAUCCUCUUACUUGGAAGUGGAUGAUCCACGAUUUUAUCUUUUUAAGUUUUUGUUCAACACAUGCAUGUCAUCCCCGAAUGUUUUGCAAUACAUAAAUUCAGUAUUGUUGUAAACAUUUGAACAGUACAGCCAGGUCUGUUGAAUACUACCGUCUAUACACUUAGAUAAUUGUGUAUGUAUUUUUCUUUAAAGCAGUGCUAAUUGUUGGUGGUGAAUAUUUUCCAGCAGUUCGAAUUAUGGGAAAGUCAAAAAUAUAAUUUUGCCUGGCAUCUUGUACUGUUCCAAAUGGGACUGAUGUAUAUUGAGGACUGAGGUUGGUCAGGUAAGUAGAUAAUAUGUGCCAAAUUACAUAUACUAUGAUUGGUACUUUCUUGACGUAUAUUAUAUUGUAUUAAUAAGCUUUUAAUAAAUGUAGAUUCCCAAUUUAUAUUAAUACAGCGUAUACAAGAUUACUUGUGCUUACCAUCUUGUACGGAACAUAAUAUACAACCGCCCGUGGCGGGGCGUGUGGCCAGUGCUUGCGACAACUACGGAUGGAGUACAGGACCUGUGGUGCCAUCUACACGAUCAACAUCACCUUCUUGGUUCGGCUACCCAUGAUUGUCGUUGUCGCGUGAUGAGUCAUCAAGGUCCAUGUUGUUUCCUCUGACGCCGGCUUCACGCUUUCCUCGUUUGCUCUUCAUAUUAUGAACCAGAAAUUAAGUUUGCCCAUUUCUGAAUUCCUAAUGUUAUCAAUGUUCAAAAAAGCGGUAAGCGUAAGCGGAGCGGAAGGCCACAACUUAGAGCAAUGGCCGCUUAAGCGCAGCUUAACCGGGAUUAAGCGUUUUUUUUAAUUUGCCAGAAUUUGGCUGUUUUUGAAUAAUAUGCACAAGAAAAUAGGAAACAUAGCAAUGUACUUCCUUUGUUCCUAAAUAUUUGUCUUUUUAGACAUUUCAAAUGGACUACAACAUACGGAUGUAUGUAAACAUAUUUUAGAGUGUAGAUUCACUCAUUUUACUCUGUAUGUAGUCACUUGUUGGAAUGUCUAAAAUGACAAAUAUUUAGGAACGGAGGGAGUAUAACAUAUCUUACAUGUAUAAUUUCAGUUAAAUUUGUGCGAUUGCUCAUCCCAUCACACGCGUUUACUCCAAGCUUAUUGUGUUACAUGAGUUCCACUAUCGCACAUGGUCUUGUCUAUGGUGUGCAAUAGACUGCCCUACAACACAUCAUCGCACACUGAUGGUUUCCUGCUGUGUGUGUGAUGGGGUAUUUGAACUGUCUGUGAUGACCCGAUAUGCACUAGUGGGCCGGUCUGGCUGGUAAUUCCCAGCCUCUACUGUAAAGGAACCUUGGAUGGCCAGCUAGCAGUGCUUGCAUGUGCGUGUAUAGAAAGAGAGGUGCCAUCCGUCUCAUGAUGUACUAGAUAAUACCCCGCGCGUUGCUGCGGGAACACAUGCUAAAUAUUAAGAUCCUUACUUGAGUUAUCGGUUGGAGAACAAUAGAUUAACAUUGAAAGUCCAUUAGAUUAUGACUAACAAACAACCUUGCUUCUAAACAUGCAUGAUUGAUAUAAAUACAGAUAAGCUUCACCAACUUUAAAAGGAAUUGUUUGUCAUAGGAAUAUGAAGAAUUACUGAACCACAAAGUUAUGCUGAAAAAAUAUGUUUCCUGUGAACAACCCAAUAUCACAAUGUAACUACAAUAAAGUCAAUAACAAAGUUAUCAUAAUUUGUGAUUGUUACAUCUUAUCUAAGUAUGUAACACACAUACUUACUGUCAGUAGUGAUACUAACAUACCAAAAGGAUUUUUUAAUACAUAUAUAGUAGUAAAGGCAUUCCAUAUAAGGUGGUUGAAAUCUUGACGAUACUAUUUUGUCUACAGAUGCUAUUUAUUAAAUCAUGCUUUUAUUUUUUGAGAACAUAUUUCUUUGAUCGUUUCAAGAUCUUGAAUGGAGUGGAGCUGACCAAUUCUUCAAUAACUUUUUCGCUGAUUUCUUUUGUCAUGUUAAGAUAUUCAACAGAGUGUAGCUGAUCAAUUCUUCAAUGAUUUUAUCUUUCAUAAAACAGAUGUUAUCAUCAUAAAGAUAAGUGAAAGGUUAUGCAGUUGACCAUGGCAAUAUAUCUCAACAAAAAUAAGUAAUAAUUACCUUAAACCCCAGAAAUCAAAUUACAGCUUACAAAGGAUUUAAGCAGAAGAAUGGACAUCCACUGAAAAACAUGAAGAAACAAAGGUUAUGAAACAUGAGAUUCUCUAUAAAAAACAUGAGAUAAUAUUUGUGUUGAAAAACUACAAUUUUCUUUGUUUCCCAGCUGUAAAUUCCACCCUCCAAGUCCUACUCCUUAUAUGCGUUGGCAUUGCUCCUGCCAUUUCCAUGUGCAUCACAAAUAGCAAGCACAACCAUUAAUAUAUGCUUUCCUAACCUGUAAUCGAAUUCUGAUGAAAUAGACCGUCAUGUAAAUCUAAAUCACCUUCAAACAUAUAGUCAAGGGUGCUAUAAAUGAAAAUUAGGGAUGCUACUUCCAAUAUUACAUUGGUUUCCUUGUCUUCCUGUCAGCAUCUACAAAGGUUAGACGUCAACUGUAAAACAAUAAAGCAAAAGCCUGAGUUUGGCAUUGAGGGAAGUGUAGCGUACGCGAUACUUGAAGGCCGCAGCUUGUUCUUUGGACUGUGUUGAGAUUUGAUAUACACAUGUAUGGAGAGUUGUCUGCACAUUAGAAUACAACAAAAACAAUAUGGAGAUGAAAGAGAUUAAUUUAGCACGUCAUAACUCAUGUUAUGACACGAAAAUUGCAACAUAUAUGGAACCCAAGUCAGGGCAUCAAAAUCAAUUAGAACCUAGAACUUAAAGAUUAGGAUGUGUCUCACCUGGCAUACUGAAGACUUCAAAAGGAUGGUGUGGCUGGUCGUGGAGAACAUCCUAAUGGAUAACCAUAUCCAUCAGGGCUAGCUAGCUGCAGCUAAAACUCCCAAGUCCCAACCAUGUCAAGUUAUACACAACUGCAUGGAUGCAAGAGAGGACGACCUGGAUCUAGAGGGAGGUGCUAGAAGAUCAGAGGAGGUGUUAGAAAAUCAAUCGAAGAGGGAUAAUAUUUGGGUCGUGGGUGGUGCCCGUGUGGAAGAAUGUGAAUGGACAGGAAUGGAGAGAUCAAAAGAUAAUUUUAAUUGCCUCUUGGUGGUGAAAGGAGUAGAAGUCUCAAGAGUAAAUGGGAAGUGAUGCUACCGGAGGAAUGAGAAAAAAAUGUACCGAUGCCACCCUCUAAUUGGGUGACAUAUCAUUAGUGUGAUAUUAUUUUAUAAGCAUAGAUUAAAAUAGCCCGCGAAAUAGCCGCGAUAGCUGUGCUAUAGCUGCCUGGGAGCCUCGCCGCUAAGCUAUGGCUGUUGCCGCGAAAACCUCAACAUAUCCCUCUAAAUGGCUAAAAAAUCAGCAAAACCCUCCAGAAAUCAUCUCUCCCACCAGAAAAUUUUCCGCCAUUUGCCGCUAUUGCCCGCUAUAGCUGCUGGGGGAGGCCGUCGCGAAAUCAUUUCUCCCGUGAUUUUAAUCCAUGUUUAUAAGUAACACUCGAAGCAAAAGAAAUCAAAUAUAGCAGAACAGAAUACAUGACUUAUACUUGACAGACAACGUCCCAGUAGUCUGAAAUUUCCUAGUUGUAGAAGCUCAGCUUGCCGAAAAAACAUUCCGUCACCAGAGGAGAAAGUUGCAGCCGGAGGGAGACAAAAUUGUCUGUAACUGCUGGUGCUGGAUUCAGUCCACGCCAUGGCUGAGGCCUCACCGGGUAGCACUCGAGUGUACGGUCAUCGGGAUCCUUGCUCAAACCGUGAAAUCACCAUAAAAAUGCACGAGGAUUUAGCUAGAUUGCAAGUAAGGCUAGUACAAAGUGUGCACGCAUACAUUAGAGGUGAACUUGUGAUUCAGUCUCAGCAAGCUAAAAACUACUCAAGAACAAUGGGAUCACAUGACCUCCACAUCGAGAAGCUUAGUCAGAAGCAGUGAAGUAAAUGGGCGGUGCUCACCUGAAAAGCUAUGUGGCAAACCAGAAUUUGGAGUCUUGGGGAAGAUGUAGAUAGAACCGGAUGGACCAACAACUUAGCGGGUGACCAAACGGCGGAUGGCCUGCGUUCCAACCGCACCUUGCAGCAGAGGAAGGGGGGUGUGCCCAGCCCGGUGGUGCUGCUCCUCGACGACCUGGGGUAGCAGCAACGGAACCAUGCUCGGUCCGCGUCCUAGCGCCCAGGAGACGCCGUACCGGCCACCGCCGGUCGGCCGAAACAGACGGCAAAUAGCGGUAGGGCGCAGUGGUGGACGGGCGGCGCGAGCAAGCGAGGGGGCGGCCACGUCGCGGUGAGCAGCGGAGGAUGGGCGGCGCUCCAGCAGUGACAGGCUGGGUUGGAUCGAUUGGGGUUCUUUGUUCAGGGAAAGGUUGUUUAGCUUGCUGAGACGAUCAGGCUUCUUUGCUGGGCUUCGGUGCAUCAUUUAACGCUGAUUAUCUUGUGGUGGGUGCGUUCUGUAGCUGUAACUGAAUUGAAGAUGAAACGAUGGUCUCUUCGGUGACCAGGGAAUGACUACAUGCAAAUUAUAAUUUAAUCACAUGAUUUGUUGUCAACCUAU